Molecule: messenger RNA, 582 nt
Organism: Tinamus guttatus (white-throated tinamou)
Lineage: Eukaryota; Metazoa; Chordata; Aves; Tinamiformes; Tinamidae
Product: butyrophilin subfamily 3 member A3
Molecular function (GO): protein binding
Source: RefSeq, a predicted model, not a curated record
AUGCAGGUCCCUGAACUGGAGAUGGCCCAGGCUAAUGAAGUGGAAGACAUGAGUGAAAAAGUGCGUGUCACCCUGGACCCGGGCACAGCCAACCCCUUCCUGGUCCUCGCGGAAGAUCGCCGAGGCGUGAGCCGAGGAGACGCGUGGGCUUCGCUCCCCGACAGCCCGGAGAGGUUCAGCACCGAGCCCUGCGUGCUGGGCUGCCCGGGCUUCACCACGGGGCAGCACCGCUGGGAGGUGGCAGUGGGUGACGCCGGGGACUGGUGGGCCGCCGGGGUGGCCGGAGGAUCCAUCCGGAGGACGGGUGUCCUCCAGCUUUCCCCUGAAGAAGGCAUUUGGGCCGUGGGGCAGUGGUUCGGGCAGUACCAUGCUUUCACCCACCCCGACUGGACCCCCCUGAACCUCCAUCAGCCCCCCAGGAUUAUCCAGGUGGCCCUGGAUUGCACCAGGGGGCAGGUGGCUUUUGCCGACGCCGAGGAUGGAACCCCCAUCUUUGCUUUCUCCCUCUGCCCAAACCCCAGUGAGCCCCUGCACCCGUGGCUCUACGUUGGGAGCAAUUCAUGGCUCACGCUGUGUCCUUGA